AUGAGUGCAAGCCAAACUUCAAAUCCGGCAUCUUUUCAAUCUUCAGUGGGAGUAACGUCAACGGAAGAAUUAGCCGAGAAAUAUCAAAAAUUAUUUACAGAAUUUUCACGGAUAAAAGCACAACACUCUGUUCUUAAGAAGGCUGUUAUUAAAGAACGAGCAACAAACGAUACAUUAAAAGAAGAAUGUAAAACUAAAGAACAAGAAUUAAGAAUUUCUUUGCAACAAUUAGAUUUAUUAACUUUUCAUAACCAACGUCUAACAAAACGGAUUGAAUGUUUGCAAGAACCGACUACUUUGGUAAAAAGACUGUCGCCUGUAUGGUUGAUGGGUUCAGCGAAAAAAGAGCUUGAAAGAUCAAAGAUAACUUUAGAAACAAUUAGUAAAGAGCUUCAAAGAAAAAUUGAAGAGAAUGAAAAGUUGCACAAGGAAUUGUUCGAUGUCAAUAGUACUUAUACUGAACAUGAGAAUGAUCUUAAAGAAAAAAUAUCAAAGUUAGAGAAAUUUAAUGAAGAAAUUCAGUUAGAGUUAAAAAGAUCAGGUGAUGCAUCAGAAGAAGCUUUAAGUACGAUAAGACGAGAGAAAAGCGAACUCGAGAAUGAACUUGAUCAGACUAAAAAUGAUCUUCGAAUGUAUGAAAGAAAUGAACAGAAUCUAAAAAAAAGUGACGAUUAUAUACAAGCAGAGAUUGAUGCGUUAAAAGAAAUAUUAUUUAUUAAUCUUGGUUUAACACAUGAGGGAGAUAACGGCAUUCAAUUUAAUGAAUUGGGUGAUAAAAUGGAUCCUGAAUCAAGAGAAAUUAUCGCAAGUUUUAAACAAUUACAAUCUAAACUUGGCUUAAAAGUUAAAAAAGCAAGUCAAUCAUGGCAAAAUAGCUUACAACUUUUGGCAACUAAAUUAUCAAACGCUCAAGAUCGUGUAUCAGAGUUAACAACGGAAAAAGAAAUUCUUGUUAAAACUAACGAAGCUGAUUCAAAUAAAGUUACAAAUUUGGAAGCUGAAAUAAAUAGACUCAAAGAAGAAUUGGCAAAACAAAAGGAAAAUGUAUUAUAUACAGAAAAAGGUUUUAAUGAUAGUGAAGACGAAGAAUACACAAUGAUUUCAGGUGAAAAUGAAAAUGAAGAAUCUUUAUCGCCAUCUUUUUCAUUAUCCAAGAAGAAGAGCAACAAUAAUAUUAGCGAGAAUAGCAAUCAUCAUAGACAACUACAACAAAAAAGUUCUUUGGAUGGAAAUAAUGAGGAUGAAUAUUUGGAAGUUAAAAUGGAAGAUGAUCAAUCAAAUAAUAUUUCAAUUACUAAUGAAAUGUUCGAUGGUACAGAAAUUAAUGGAACAAGCAGUGACUUAGCAAGUAUUCGCCGUGAUAUAGGGCGAGCUGUUAAAUCAGAUGAUUCUAAACAACGUGAAGGCUUAAUUCAUAAAAAUUAUGAAAUAAAGAUACAAAAAUUAACCGAAAAAUUACAAUAUGCAGACAGUAAAUGUUUAAGAUUAAGUAAAGCAUUAAAAACUGUACAAGCAAGAAUGGCAGAAUUUGAAUCAAUUAUAAAGAAUAACGCACAAGAAAAUGAAAAUUCACAAACUGAAAUAACCCUUUUGCGAACAAAAUUGGAUGAGGAACGUGCGAACUAUGAAAGACAAUUCCAUGAAAUGACUGAUUAUAUAGAUCAACAAUCAGUAACCAUAAAAAAUUUAAAUGAUAGAUUAGCUGAAGUAGAAGAUGAAUUCCAAUUUCAAGAACAUAGCUAG
Molecule: messenger RNA, 1743 nt
Organism: Entrophospora candida
Lineage: Eukaryota; Fungi; Glomeromycota; Glomeromycetes; Entrophosporales; Entrophosporaceae
Source: the annotation of a GenBank genome assembly